Molecule: messenger RNA, 5476 nt
Organism: Sycon ciliatum
Lineage: Eukaryota; Metazoa; Porifera; Calcarea; Leucosolenida; Sycettidae
Product: fibrillin-1-like
Cellular component (GO): membrane
Molecular function (GO): calcium ion binding
Source: RefSeq, a predicted model, not a curated record
ACAUGUUCCCUGUGGGGUGAUUGAAUGACAAAAAACAAAUUCCUGACCUUGCAUGCUCCUAGGCCCUGCUGUUUUCUGCUGCUUGGCUCCGCUCCAGUGCAGCUGCUUUUUAGAACCUUCCCUUGCCUUUUUACCGUGCCUAAGAUUCCCGAAGAGCCGAAGAAUUAAUUGUAUAACUUCGCGAACGCGUGGCUAGAUAAACUAGAGUUCAUUCUAGCGCAUGGUUGCUGUCCGUGGAAUUAGAUUUUGGAUUUUGAACUUCCGGGACGACGUGCUGUUCCGGAGCGUCCGACAGUGCAGUGUGGAGAGAAAGGAUAUCCGAGGAGCAAGUGGACAAAGGGCAGGAACAACGUCAAUGAGACGCAAGACCGUCAGUCAAUGAGACGCAAGACCGUCAGACCAUCGUGAACAAUGCUGCAGAGCUACGGGCGCCGCUGUGGUGCCACAACAGCAGCUGUUGCAUCAUUGGCGGUUGUUUUACUCGUACUUGCCACAGUUCCUGCGACAGUUGCUGACUGCACCGUUGGCUGUCUGAACGGGUUCAGCUGCAACACUACAGAGUCAGGAUGCGACUGCGGCCGUAACUACACUGGCACGUAUUGUCAGACUUUAUGGCCAAGUGUGACCCUGCAAGGCUGUGCUUUGCUCGCUCGAGGUACAUUCGACACGCUAACAAACGUUUAUGAGGAGGCCACCCUCCAGUCAACGGACGUCCAUCCUGGUCAUUGUUCAUUGGAGUGCUUCACUCGCAUGAAUCGAUUCUACUCCUCGCCACUUCCUGUGGCUAUCGGCUCGGAACCGACGUAUUUCUGCAUUUGCUACCACAGCCUGCCGAUCCUGACAUUCUAUCCAGACGCGUCAACAUGUAAUGUCGAUUGCCCAGGCUUCAGUAACCGGCAGGACGUGAGCUUCUCCUGUGGCAGCACCGUGAACACGUCCAUAUCUGUCUACCGCUUCUCAACAAUACCUCCUGUUGGUCCGUUCAUCACUACCACUCCUUCACUCACCACAGUCCGCUGGGUCCAGGCCGUGCACGUUACUCCCGGGGACGCCGUAACCAUGAACUGCGGGGUCUGGUCGCCUAGCAACCCCCUCAACUACACCUGGGCAGUCGACGGCGUGCCGUUGCCAUUGGUAGCCAAUCAGGCGACGUACUCGUUUGUCGUCACGACGACGACAGGAGCCGGCCUCUACCAGUGCAAUGUGACUAACUUGGAGGUCGAGCGGGCUGGUCAGAACUUUUCGCUUCCCAUCAGCCAAGUUGUGUCACGUUCUGUGAUUGUACAAGUUCCGCCCAGUGUCAGUGUGUCGCCGUCGAACGUAACCACGGUGAUCCGCGGUGAUGACGUCACGCUGUCGUGCACCGUCCACGGCGACUACCCCACCAGUAUACGCUGGAUGAACGCCACCACCGGACAGACCCUGGCCAGUACGUCUGGAUUCGCUCUCAGGACACUUCAGUUGUCCUUGCCACGCGCCAACUACUCCUCUAACUACACAUGCUUAGCCGAGAAUACGGAUAUCGUUGAGGCAUCCCAGCGCACAGCUAGCGCAUCCGUGACUGUCACUGUUCAAGUUCCACCGCAAGCCAUCAUCAAUGAGGGCAGCUCCCUGGUGGUGAGUGUACCAACAUCCGAUGGCUGUCUUGUAACCUGUACAUCUCCUGGAGAUCCAAGAGAGAAUACACUGCAGUGGAAUGUCACCACAGGCUCCAUCGUCUUGCCCAGCGGUACGCUGAUAACGACGAGCAGAGCACCCGGUGCGCUCUCGUUGUGCCUGGGCUCUGACUUACCCGUGCCGUUUAACCCACGCUGGACUGCAGAGUGUGUAGUUAGCAACGGUGGCAUCGUGAAUCCCAGCCUACGCAUCAACACGGCUACAAUAAACCUACUCGUACUUGGCCCGUUUCAGUUCAAACUGGAUCAGGCGUCAGCAUCUGUCAGCAUAGAUGAGUUCAGUAGCGGGCAGCUGCAGGCCACCAUAGACCAGCCAGCUCUGCCCGUUUCCACAUACUACACUCUCCAGUGGUUUCACGUUGUGGACGGAGUGCGCGUGAACGUAACAAACACGAGCCGCACAUACGAGAACGGAACGAGCGUCUGGCAGCUGGCGGGCGCGCGGAACUCAGACUCUGGCGUGUACCAGGCGGAGGCGACAAGCAGUGGUCACUUGGUUAUCGCUCUAUUUAGCCUAACUGUUGUCGAUCUUGACGAUUGCCUGGUGACGGGCCUGGUACAAUGUCAUACGCAGUCGUCCUGUGCCUACAACACAACCAGCCAGCAAGCAUCCUGUCCAUGCAACGCAGGCUACCAACUCACAACCAUACAGCAACCUGCCUGCGUGGAUCUGAAUGAGUGUGCAGCCACUCACGACUGUUCGGAGAACGCCACCUGUACGAACACCGUCGGAUCCUUCUACUGCACAUGCAAUGUGGGUUAUACUGGAAACGGGACGCAUUGCGUGGAUAUUGACGAAUGCAGCCAGCGGCCGUGCAGCAACGUCUCAUCGUGUACAAACACUGCCGGUGCGUUCUUCUGCCAGUGUAUGGCCGGAUUCAGUGGUGAUGGCGUGACGUGCGCGGAUCUCGAUGAGUGCUUGUUGCAGUCGGCGAGUGUCCGCGACUGUUCGGAGAACUCCACGUGCAUGAACACCAUUGGGUCCUUCACGUGCACGUGCCUGCGGGGGUUUUCCGGCAACGGCUCCGAAUGCGUCGAUGUCGACGAAUGUCAGAUGUUCACUGCCAGCCAGCUCGGCUGCGAUCGGGACAACUCCGUGUGCCUAAAUACGGUGGGAUUGUUUCACUGCCAGUGCAAGGACGGUUACAGCGGAAACGGUACACUCUGUACGGACAUUGAUGAAUGUCUUCUGCCGCCGGCGAUUCGGAACUGUUCGCAGAACGCCACCUGUCUGAACCAGCCCGGUUCGUAUGCGUGCGUGUGUUCGAACGGUUUCCACGGCGACGGCGUGAUCUGUGACGACACGGACGAAUGCUCGGUGCUGCUCCCUGUGCAGCGUAACUGCAGCAACAACUCCGUGUGUUCCAAUACGCACGGUUCGUUCACGUGUCAGUGUAACAUCGGGUAUGGCGGUGACGGGGCCAUUUGCUCGGACCUCGACGAGUGCAGCCUGGCUACUCACAACUGCUCGUCGCUGGCAACAUGUUCCAACACGCAAGGCUCGUACACGUGUAAUUGCAGUGCUGGGUACAAUGGUACCGGGUUCACGUGUUUGGAUUUGAACGAAUGCUCGCUUGGCAUCGACAACUGCCAUGCAGACGCAGUAUGCUCCAAUGUCAACGGUUCCUUCGCCUGUCGUUGUCUGGCCGGCUUCUCCGGUGAUGGAGUUCUGUGCAUGGACACUGAUGAGUGUCUUAUCAGUCCCUGUAGUUCCGAUGCGUUGUGCUCCAACUCUCCUGGCGGUUUCUCGUGUCAGUGCCUGCCCGGGUUCUCGGGGAACGGGGCCGCGUGCGAGGAUUUGAACGAAUGUCAGAUGAGCGUGGCGCCGUGCGCUGCCAAUGGCACGUGCACAAACACGCCGGGUAGCUUCAGCUGCCGAUGUCGCGACGGCUUCACGGGCGACGCGCUGCUGCAGUGCGCCGACCUCGACGAAUGUGCGGUCGGCGGUCCGGGCGUGAGUACGUGCACGGCGGAGCACAGUGCGUACUGUGUCAAUGACGUGGGCUCAUUCCACUGCGAAUGCUUGCAGGGCUACCAGCCGUUCAACUCCACUCUUUGCCUGGACCAGGACGAAUGCGGCCUGAGACUGGAUAACUGUGCGCAGAACGCCACCUGUACAAACACCGCCGGUGCCUUCAACUGCACGUGCAACGUCGGCUUUACCGGAAACGGAACGCGAUGCUCGGACGUCAACGAGUGUGACCUCGCGCCCAGCUUGCGCAACUGUGACAACAACUCGGUAUGUACGAAUUCCAUCGGCUCCUUUUCGUGUCAGUGUGCGAUUGGCUUCGCUGGCAACGGAACGAAAUGCAGCGACUCUGAUGAAUGUACACAACUAUCGGCGACUGCACGCAACUGUUCGCAGAACUCCACUUGUGCGAACAUCAUCGGGUCCUUCACCUGCACCUGCCUAAGUGGAUUCGUCGGUGAUGGUAGCGUGUGCACAGACGAGAACGAGUGUUUGCUGCCGGCGCAGAGUCGCAACUGCAGCAACGACUCGGCAUGCACGAAUACCAUCGGAUCAUUUCUGUGCCAAUGCCGUGAUGGCUUCACCGGCGACGGAGCAAAUUGUUCGGAUAUUGACGAAUGUUUGGCAACGGCGUCAUUGUGCACGGGGGAGAGACAAUGCGUGAACACACACGGGUCGUUCAUGUGUGUGUGCCGGUCGGGUUUCACAGGGAACGACACCGUCUGUUCGGACAUUGACGAGUGCGCCAGCGGCGUGCACGACUGUACGCAGAACGCCACUUGUGUGAACAGCAUCGGCGGCCACUCGUGCAGCUGCGCGACGGGCUUUGCAGGCAACGCCACCGUACUCUGUGCAGAUGUCAACGAAUGUAACGCAAGCAGCGCCGGACACAACACGUCCAGUGAACAGACACCUUCGUCGUCUCCGUGCGGAAACUACAGCACCUGUACAAACACGUUGGGAUCGUUCUUCUGCCCGUGCAGCGCGGGCUUCCAUCGCUUGUCCAGCGCCGCUGGCCCGACAGACGCAUGUGUGGACACAGACGAAUGUCUGAGCGCGGCCAACGCGUGUGUUAGCGUCAGCAACGCCACUUGCAAGAAUACCGUGGGCAGCUUUCGAUGUGAUUGCCUAUCUGGAUAUGCACGCCCUAGCAACGGCAGUGUCGUCAGCAACGCCAGUCUGCUGCUGUCGGACUGCCUUGAUGUAAAUGAAUGUGCGUCGUCUGCGAGUUCGCCAUGCCAACCGUUCACCACCUGCAACAACACCCUGGGCUCGUACGAGUGUCACUGCAUCAGCGGCUAUGUCCUGGUGACCGCGUUGGACGCUUGCGUGAACCGCGACGAGUGCUUGGACGGGUCCCAUGACUGUGCAGCAAACGCACGAUGCACAGACGCUAACGGCACGUAUGGGUGUGAAUGCCUAUCCGGAUUCACCGGUACCGGCACUGUUUGUUCUGACAUUGACGAGUGCAGUGCGGUGACGAUUCCCUGUGUUGGCUGUAGUAAUUACCCGACUGCGUGCGGCCAGAAUUCCAUGUGUUUGAAUACGGUGGGCAACUUCAGCUGCCAGUGUUUGGCUGGUUUUAAUGGUACCGAUCGGAUGUGUACCGAUAUUGACGAGUGUGUCGUGGGAAACGUGUGCCACGUGAAUGCCACCUGUAGCAAUGUCGCGGGCUCGUUUGUCUGUACGUGUGUAAGCGGGUACACGGGAAAUGGAACCAGCUGCCAAGAUAUCGACGAGUGCACACUGGGCCUAUUGUCGUGUGGAGUGCGUGAGUCAUGCUACAACACACUGGGUGCAGCUUAUUGUGACUGUGCACCAGGCUAUGGAG